Molecule: messenger RNA, 513 nt
Organism: Aspergillus mulundensis
Lineage: Eukaryota; Fungi; Ascomycota; Eurotiomycetes; Eurotiales; Aspergillaceae
Exons: 2
Coding region: 1-513 (170 amino acids)
Source: RefSeq, a predicted model, not a curated record
AUGCCUCGACCCAUCAACGAUAGCGACCGGUCCCUUGUCGUUCAGCAGGUUCGCGUGGUAGUGCAUACCAUGGGCUACUUCUUUGACGGCGAUACACGGAGCGGCAACCACGCCUCCAUCUUCCUCGUCACUGGAAGCGAGCAAUCCAUCCGCCUGAACAUAAUCAAAGACGGUCCUACGGAUACCAUGGGAACUCUCCAGAUCCAAGUAUGUGAGUACGUGAACUCGACCAGCGCGCUACGGAAAUGGGACUUUCCCGCUCCUCCUAGUCGGACUGUGGGCCAAUUCCUUGACCUACUCGUCUCAAAGGGUCGCCACAGGUAUCAGUUGGCCCGCAGUGGUGUGGGGUGUCGCUUUUGGGUGUCAACAAUGAUCGAGGACUACGAGAGCGCCAGGUACCUCGUAUCAACUGUGACUAUGAACGCCGUAUCACUGAAAAACGCCCUCCAAUACAACUACACCAGGGACCAAGGCCCUGAGUACGAGCCUAUGGUCCCAGGAACAUUUGUCUAG